Lethenteron reissneri (Far Eastern brook lamprey) is the source of this 6603-nucleotide messenger RNA. RefSeq names its product mitogen-activated protein kinase kinase kinase 20 (gene MAP3K20). Gene Ontology annotation, biological process: protein phosphorylation. The record is from RefSeq and is a predicted model, not a curated record. Gene Ontology annotation, molecular function: MAP kinase kinase kinase activity; ATP binding. Gene Ontology annotation, cellular component: cytoplasm. NCBI's taxonomy places the organism in Eukaryota, Metazoa, Chordata, Hyperoartia, Petromyzontiformes, Petromyzontidae.
GCAUAAGUCGCGUUCCAAAACUGCUACACCGCGGUGGCGGGCAUCACGAAUUCUCGCGUGGAGGCUCCACAAACCGGGAGCCGCGGAGUGCGAGGAAACCAGUGGAGAGGCAGCAGCAGCAGCGAGCCCAGAGAAGAAUCGAGCCCAGAGCAACAUCGAGCCCAGAGCAACAUCGAGCCCAGAGAAGCAUCGAGCCCAGAGCAACAUCCAUCCCAACGCCACCGUGAGGAUUCCAGCCCCACGUCCUCCUCCUCCUCCUCACCUCUUCCUCACCUCCUCUUCCUCACCAGUCUCGGGGGCUCAUCGCUCCACCGGCUCUCGCACGAGCGCGAGGCUCACCGCACCCACAGCACAACACGGAGGAGGAGUUCGCAUUAAAAAGGGAGCUUGGAGAUUGUUCAUGGGGGUUUUUUUUCCUCCCCAUCCAGAAAUAACGAGAUUUAUUUAGGUUUAGAAAUAUCAUCCACCCGUACGUAGUGCAGGUGUAUCGAUCAAACAUCAAGAUUACUGCAAUUUUUUCUAUUUGUUUUCUUACGACUCCAAAAAAGGACUUUGGUGUGUCUUCACGUUCUGGUGCCAUCACCUCGUGAGCCACCAACCCCCGCCGCCCGCCCCCACGCCUCCGGUUCAACAAUUUGGAUCGUACCAAAGCCUGCGCGUGGGCAUCGACACAACGCCGGCAGCUCGGAGGUCGCCGACGACCAAACGGCCGCCUCAGUCGUCCUUGUGUCCUCGAGCGGAGGGAUGCUAAGAUGUCCACGAACGCGUCCCUGAUUCGAAUUCCCUUCUCGGACCUUGAGAUCGGAGAGCUGUGUGGCGGCGGCAGCUAUGGCACGGUGUACCGAGCCAUCUGGGUGCCGCAGGACAAAGAAGUGGCCGUCAAGAAACUUCUCAAGUUUGACCGGGAGGCAGAGAUCUUGAGCGUCCUCAGCCACCGGAACAUCAUCCAGUUCUUUGGAGCCGUCACCGAAUCUCCCAACUACUGCAUCAUCACAGAAUUCGCGUCUCGCGGGUCGCUCUACGACUACCUGUGCGGGGACGAGAGCGAUGACAUGGACAUCGACCAGGUGCUGCCCUGGGCGAUGGACAUUGCUAAAGGAAUGAAUUACCUUCACACCGAGGCCCCGGUCAAAGUAAUACAUCGCGAUUUGAAGUCGAGAAAUGUUUUGAUCACGUCGGACAACACACUAAAAAUCUGCGACUUUGGCGCGUCGCGGUUUCACGGCCACACGACCAACAUGACGAUGGUGGGCACCUUCCCGUGGAUGGCUCCCGAGGUCAUCCAGAGCCAGCCCAUCUCCGAGACGUGCGACACCUACUCGUUCGGAGUGGUCCUGUGGGAGAUGCUGACGCGCGAGGUGCCCUUCAAGGGCUUCGAGGGGCUGCAGGUGGCCUGGCUCGUCGUCGAGAAAAACGAGAGACCGACCAUCCCCAGCAGCUGUCCCGCCAGCUUCGCCAACCUCAUGCGGCAGUGCUGGGAAGCUCAGCCCAAGCGCCGCCCACACUUCAAGGAGGUCCUGCAGGCGCUCGAAGCCAUGCUCAACGACAGUCGACUGCCAAAUCAGUGCAACUGCUUCCUGCACAACAAGGCUGAGUGGAGGGGCGAGAUCGACGCGAAACUGGAGCGACUCAAGGAGCUGGAGCGAGACUUGAGCAGCAAGGAGGAGGAACUGCGGGAGCGCGAGCGGCGGCUCGAGAUGUGGGAGCAGCGGCUCCGCGAGCAGGACAGCUUCACUCCGCUCUACGUGCCGCUGGCCAUGAGCCUCUCGCGCGAGUCCUACUUCGAGUCGCACACGGCGGAGACGAACAGCGCCGAGGUGUCCUGCAAUUUCAGCCUCAGCAACGAGGCCCGCGGGCGCAGGCUGCGCCGUGGCUCCAGCUCCGGCCACUCGUCCGGCAGCGGCGACGGCAUCCAGAGCGUGGUGCAAGGGCUGCAGGACAUCCUGUCAUUGACGUCGGGCCCGACGCACCCUCUGCUCAGCUCGGGCCUGCAGGUCAACCUGCAGGCCCAGCACAACGCGAGCGCCAGCGGCAGCCUGCGCCAGGGCAAGAAGGUCAAGCUGGACCUGGGGCCGCGCUUCCACUGGACGAGCUGGGAUGACGACUGAGCGGCGACGAUGCGAGAACGAGAGACGAAAUGAAGUGCACAGUCCACACAGCCCACUGUGACACGGUCGAACCCGAUCCCACUCACAACCACGAUCCCACUCACAACCACAAUCCCACUCACAACCACGAUCCCACUCACAACCACAAUCCCACUCACAACCCUGAUCCAACUCACAGCCACGAUCCCACUCACAGCCCCAAUCCCACUCACAACCCUGAUCCAACUCACAACCACAAUCCCACUCACAACCCCAAUCCCAUUCACAACCCCAAUCCCAUUCACAACCCCAAUCCCAUUCACAACCACGAUCCCACUCACAACCACGAUCCCACUCACAAGCACGAUCCCACUCAUAACCCUGAUCCCACUAAAAACCCCGAACUCACUCGCAACCACGAUCCCACUCACACCCUGAUCUCAAUCUCACCUUAAUCCUACUCCCACCCUGAUUGCACUUCCACCCUGAUCCCACUCUCAUCCUGAUCUCCCUCUCACACCCGAUCCCAAUCCCACCCGAAUCCCGCUCCCGAAUACAAGUUCUCUCAGCUGGGGGAGGUCUCUGCACUGUCGACCACUGGGUGUAGUUACGCGUCGUUCGUAUGUCGCUUGAUCACAUUGAUGGCCUGGCUCAUUACGUGUCUAAUAACAACAACAACUAAAAUCACUUCAUUUAGUCCGGUACAAGCAACCACGUGUGGGCUCUGUCCAAUUGCUCCCAGCGUCACACUCCACGGAAGAUGAAUUACUCGGUUUACUGAUGACAGGGAUGAUAUGUCAGUAAGCAUCUAGCCUGAGACUUUAAAGUGAUUAACAGCGUCAGGCUUUACCUCCCUAUAAGUGAAACUAAAUAAGUUCUGGGCCCGAUUUGUUUUGGUGGGAGGGGUAAUAUGAAACAAUUGGUUUUAGAUUGUAAUAGUUUUAAGCAUAGGCUUGACUGUAUUAGUGGCAACAUUUAACUCCACUCGCAUUGUUAGAGUAUGACGUCACGGUGGGCCACAGCAUCAAACACUGGACGCGAUUGAAGCUGUCUCCGUUUGAACGACGCAGGGGAUGGACCAGAGAGAAGUGGAGAGGCCCACUGCAAUGGAGCGGUCAUGGCAUCAGUGGCUCCAAAGGCCAAGGGACUUCCUGAAGAAGUCACAGUCGUCUCUAUGUAUAUAAUACACACACACACACAAACACAAGGCAAAGAUACCCUACUUCGUGCCGUAGAAGAUAAUCGCCUAUUUUCUGGACUGUAAGACACUCCAGAAAAUAAGUCGCGCCCGGAACAUGUGCCCGAUAUCAAUAAAGUCACACAAAUAUGAUCGCGCGCACACACACCGACCGGGUUGUAAGACAAAACCUUAAAAUAUUGCUUUAAAAUACGCGGCGAGGGGGGGGGGUGUGUCUCAUAAGCUAUAGAUGACGGUAAAUAUUGGGCAUGGUCAUUAUCCAUAUUAGGAGGCCACAUUCAUCGUAUCGGGUCAUGGGGGUCAGGGGUCAUGGAGCCUCAUCCCAGCCAGCUGAGAAGCACCUCUUGCGUGGGAUGGAGCCGCCUUGGAGGUUAUCCUAAUCUUACAGAGAGAGAAAAAACCACUGCAUUUGUAUUAACUGCGCUUAAUUAUUUUGCACAGCUCAUGUGUGAACUUUUGGGUUCAUGAAGCCUGGUUGCAUCUGCUUUUGCUUUUUCCAAAAAGCCGUCCUGUGGAUGCAAGCUCGAAGUCGUCGUGGGCAUUCUAUUGAUCAGUCAUCAGCCGUGGCUAAAUUAUUAACAGACAUGCAGCUUAACUGUACUAUUCACAAAUAACAUUGCGUGUAUUUUAUAUGAAUAUAUGUAUACACAUUGUGGUGAGUGUUGUCGUGGUGGUUAGCGUACUGCACUCCUGUGUAGGCAUUUUCCCCCAUUAACGAUUCAAUGAUUUUCACUAUUAAGUGUCAGGAUUCAUUAAUACGUUUUACAGUGGUGAAUACUGUACAGAAUUAUAGCACCUCCAGUUCACGUAAACCGAUUACAAAUUAUUAUUGAAUUGAAAUCAAUUUGAUUUCCACGCGCGUGACUGGAUGCAUGUAUUGUGAGCGUGAUAAUCGAUUUAACACGUAGGCUUUUGCGACCAAUAUCAUCCAUAAUAUAGGUGUUUUCGCAUCAAUAUAAAUGUGUCGUUAAACCCGCCACCACCCGACACGGCCAAUUAGUAAGGUUUGUCACGUAAACAGAACAUGGCAAGUCGUUACUAGUACAGCACAGCGGUGUGUUGGAGAGCAAAACCACAACAUUUACAACCUGAUAACCUUACAUUUUGGCUGUGUCGGGUGGUGGGUUUAGCGACACAUUUAUAUUUACGCGAUCUAACCCCAAAAAAACUAUAUUAUGGGUAAUAAUCGAUGCAACGAGAUGAGCCGAUGCGUCGUCACGUGUCAUAGCUGUCUGUGGACGAUGACCAGUGGCAAUUACUAACUGAACCUUGCCUCCUCCAAGUUGACAUCAGAAAAUUGGGGAGACAAAGGUGAUCAGGCAUGCCCACUUCUAGGCAAAUCACCACCUUGUGUGCUGUGCUGGUCAGUCUUAAAAGGUGCUCUCGACAACAGCACUUGUGCCAAAGGGUAAACUAAUAUUUUAUUUUCUUGGUUCUUUCGGUAAAGUCACGUAGAAGGGAAGUAAUAAAAUAAAAAUGUUUUUUUUUUACUUCCCUUCUACGUGACUUUACCGAAAGAACCAAGAAGAUGAAUCCCUGCAGUCACGAAAGCUUUAAAUCGAAAUUAAAUAUUUUAUUCUCUGCCUCUUACAGGUAUCUCCCUUGCCAUGCAGUUGGAUGUCCCACACAUGAUAAGACACAAUUUUAUUAUUAAUCUUUUGAGUGUCAAAAACAUUGUUGAGAUACUUUAUGUGACUAGGACUAACCCUUGAGAUUCACAUUUGCUUACAAAGGGAUAUUUGCCAGAUGGCAGCGAUUCAUCCGUUCCGCAAAAAAUUGAAUGCAAAUGUCUCGGAGUGGGUGAUGGAGCUGUGGUGCAGCAGUUAGCGCACUGCCCUAUGAACUCGCUUCCCUGAGUUCGAUUCCUGACAAUGGCGAACAUCAGUGGCCAGUGAUAUCUGAUCGUGUCAAGUGCACCCCUUCACCAACUUACAUAAAGCAGUGUGGUGAAGUAAGUUUAAAUAAACCAUGAUCGACAUGGUGUGGAGAGGUCUACAUCCAGCAGUGGAUUGACAAAGGGGAUUUAAAAAAUAAAACGAAAGGUACAGAAUGUUGUAGUUAUCAAAUUGUAUUAUGGUACAAAGGAGACAUUUGGAUGCGAAAAUAAUUGGAUUGCGUCUUACGUGUGAUCCUCUAACCCCAGUAACAACCUUUCUGAUGAGGGUUUAAUUUCAGCCGGGUCGGAACACGUCGGCAACCACUGACAAUAUGUUCACACCCGGCACACCACGUCCAGGAUACCUGCCGCUAUGGCAGUGGCUACUUGUCACGUGCCACCUUCUGGUCUUCCAGCGACCAGUGAAGUUUGCCGUGAGCAACAAAACCCCGUGUGAGGUUUCAUGCGUCCGUGAAGAACACAGAGCUGGCUCAUCUAUGCGACGUUAAAACACUGAAUGGGUAUACGUUGUAGUGACGUCAGUGCGAUCCACCCGUACACGAGCGGAGUCCACAAACUCUGUGCGUGUUCGAGUGCUCAAGGAGGCCACGCGGCACAAACUCCAGUCCCCUAGGAAUCCCACCAUCCAGCUCCUAGCGCUUACAAUUUAACGCGGGGCGGUAACGUGGAGAAAUAAAUUGCGAGCAGUCAGUCCCACUCAACGAUUGGAACUUUUAGUUGAGAAAAAGAAGAGUAAUACAGAAUGUACAUGUCUGGGGAUGAGUGGCGCAGUGGUUAGCGCACUGCUCUAUGAGCCUGGCCACCAUAUGGCUACAAUCGGCGAGUGAUAUUUGAACCCGUUCUAGGACCCCCCCCCCCCCCGCAAACCGCACCACCUCGCGUGGUGAAGUAUAGUCAAACAACCUCCCACGCCCCACAUGGCGCCUUGAGGCCUUCAUCGAGCAAGCGGUGGAUUAACAAAUGGCUGUAUAUGUCUACGUUUCUUUACUGCGGAAAACGAUGGCAUUUUUAACCCAGACUUUUUGGGACAACCUCUGCACGCUCGCCCGAGGAAUUGGGUGCCCACAUUGUACCUCACAACUGUUAAUGAUCUGUUGAGCCAUUUACUGCGGUGUUUCGCUUUUUUUAGUCUGGCUGGUAUAAGGUGACUGUGGUUGAUGCGAAUUGCUGAAUAAUUCAAGGUCCCUGAGCUGAACCAAUCCGAAGUGAUGGGUUUUUAUUUUAUUUUUUAAUCUGUCAAUGGGAAAUGUUGGUGAACGUGAAUUGUGGAUCGUACGAGGGUUCCGAAGGACACGAGUUGUGAACCCGCCACAUUGGACCGUAUGGGAGAGCACAACUUUGGGAAGUCACAUGUGAAUACUUUUCGUCAUUUUUAUAAGCCAAGCCUGAGAAAACUUUCAAUAAAAAAGAGUCGUGUGAAA